GUUUCAAUUUUACAGGGCACAACGACCACUCUUCGUUCGCGCUCUAGCUGUCGUAAGCUCAUCUUUACGCUACCUGCGACCAAGAGAAUCCCCUACUCUCAGUGAAACCCUUAACGAUAAAACGAGAAGAAAACGGAAAACGUUAUUUGUUUUGCAUCCUUCCAAGGACGAUUUGCAGGAAGCUGAAGGAAGUGAGUGUGUAGUUUGUGAAGCCUUUAGCCUUUUAGCCGGCGAAACGCUAGAAGCCAAAAAGAUGAAAUCAACCAACGCGCGUGGCCAGUAAUUGUCUAAUUGAUGAUUGAUUCAAAUAGGAAGGCUGGUCCCGGUAGUCCGGAGUUUUGGUAGUGAUCUGGCGAUCCGUUUGUGAGUGCGUGCGUACGUGUGUCGCUGUUGUGGGCCGUCCGCGGGCCGCGUUGUGAAAUGUUUGUUUUGUGAUCGCGGGGAAGGCCGUCGAAAAAUCUGGUGCAUGGUACGAAGUGCAGUGCGUGUUAAAGGUGCGUUAAUGUUGCAAGGGCCUGGUCGGGCCAGGCCAGACCGGUGCAGCUGUGAGGUGUGAGGCAAAAGGUUGAAGAAAGUAACAAAUAACCUCCAUAAAAGUGAGAGAGAAAGUGUUGGGCUGCUUGUGCACUUGUUCCAUCACGUGUGAGUGUGUAAUGUACCCGCGAUAUGUAGUGGCGGGGCACCGAUCGCGCGCAGAUCGUGAAUUUGGGUUUACGGAGCGCAAUUAAGCAGCAGAGGUCGCGCCUCUGAUAAAUCUGCUUCCCGGCACAACCACCUGUAUGUGAUUUCAUCAACCGGCAAAGAUCACGUACCAACUUGCACCAACUUGCACCAACGAUAACGCAACGAUUCCACGCCACGCGUUUCCAAGAGUUAUGGACUAAGAGCCACUCAUUGUCGGAAGCACAGUAGAGCGUGGAAGCACGUUGUGUAAAGAGCAUAGAACAGAACCAAACAUAUCCAGCAUCAUCCAGCUAGAGAGGGAAAGAUAGCAGGUGGUUUGGUGGUCCACCGAGGACGCAUCAAAGUCAAGAACUCCUUUAGAACGGGAAAGGAUCUUAGCGAGCUUAGAAUUGUGAUGCUGUAGGAGUACGAACGAUUCCAAUUUCUUCUCAAUAUCCUAAGCGUUUUAUCGAGCAGGUGAACGUGUCUUUCAGAUAUUACAUCGAAGUGUAAAACAAAGUAACCACCACAAAAUGAAUGGAUUAUCAACGCUCAAUAGGCUGCUGGGAAAGAGAAACAAAGAUGUUUCCAAAUCUACAUCCAACCUUAGUCGGUCCACUACCAACCUGGACGCCCCUAGUCAAUACAACAGCAAAGUCAUACAGCUACCCAUCGUACCGAAUGCACCGUUCGAGCAGACAUUCCGUGUGACCGUUCUACUACCCCGUGAUCAGCUGUAUGUGGCGCGAAUCGGUGCGAAAACAAAGCUGUCCGCUCUGCUGGAGCAGGUGUGCAACGAUAAGCUGCUCGAUGCCCAGAAGUACGUUUUCCGCCAUCCGGCCGACUUCCAACAGGGCUUCGAGCUGGACAUGAACAUCGGCGAAGUGGGUCUGAGCGAGAUUCGGCUGAUGUCACGCAAAGAGCUGGAGGCACUGCGCAACAGCGACUACCGGCUAAGCACCAGCGACAUCUUUCGGAUGCACCAGAAGACAGCCCGUGAAACUUCCGGUGCAACGUCGGUUACCUCGUCCGAUCUGAGCCGCACCUCGAAGAUGGCACUGAAGACGACCUCACCGUACAGUUCGACGAAUUCGCUCAAUUCGGCCGACUCAUCGGGUGUGAGUUCGAGCUCGCGCGGUGGUACCAUCAAUAAUGGUCAUGCAGGUAAUGGCCACCAUCAGAUGGCACCGGCACCGGUUGCUCCAGCGCGAAAGAAACGAGUUGCACCACGUCCACCGAGUCAGAACUCGAUUCCGGAGAUGCGUCCCGUUGCCGUGACGCAUACAACCACCACCAGCAGCAAUGGUUCUGUCGGUAAACAGUCGCCCGAUGAUCACCAGCUGUUCAAAGAACCCCAGUUACCGCCUAACUCGAGGCAAAAUUUUCACGUUUCCACACCGAACCUGUACGAUCGGGAGCCGAAACCGGUUCAUAUUCUAAACAAUAAUAAUGGCAUUGGCAAGGGGCGACGCACCAGUGGCGAUGAAGAAGAGCAACAACGAAACGGCCACGGAACGGUGGUGGCUGAACCGAAUAACAACAAUCACGAUGUCACCUCGUCGAUGAUGUUGCACCGGGAGGAGGAGGUGGAGGAAGAUCGUAAGAAUCUAAUCAAUACAAAGACUUCGUACAGCACGCUCAAGAACCGGCCUACCUCGAUGUACAUCAUCCGAGAGCCGGACGGUGGUGGGGCGGCAUUGCAGCGAUCGAGCGAGCACAACGGUGGCAGCAUGAUGGACAUACAUCGGCAUCAUUCGCGUGCCUCUUCGAGCUGCUCGGAUGCAAAGGAUCCGCGCGAUUUUGCGGAUAUGCCGGAACCGACACCAAGAAAGCGCUCAAAUUCGAGUGCCAAAAAAUCGAAGGCACCAGCUCCACCACCAAGAGCCAAAGCAGCUCCCGUCACGCCCGUACCGACGCCCUCGCCGAGAGCGCUAACCAGGUCCACGCUUGAUCUACUGCGUGAUAAUGAUGUCGCCAUCUCCGAGACGGAUUCCAACUUUAGCAGCGAACCAGAUGACACGCAACGCAAUAGAGAAUCGCGAUUGAAUGCCGUCAAUGGAAGCAUCCAUCGGGCACCACCGCCCUCGGCUCAUCAGAACGUAUCGAAAGUGAUGCUUAACGUGGAGGACGCACCGAGUAGCAUAGUAUCCCUCGAAUCACCCAAGGUGGCCGGUGGUGAAAAGAAGCAUCAGAAGAACAGUUCUACUUCCUCGGUAUCGAUCAAAAUUGGUGGACCGGAGCAGGUGCCGGUAGCAGCACAGAAGGUCCUUUCCAAACCGACCACACCGAUCGUGUCGAAAGUGCAGAUCGGCAAUGGCGAACAGCCAGCGAAGAUACCACCAUCGCCAGGUGAUAAUAGCUCCGAUGAAGAGAUUAAGAUCUACAACAUCGAGUCCGGUAAAGCGUUGAUCAAGAAGAAGGUGGCACCGGUGGACGAAAAGAAACCGGAAAUCGUUUCCAAGUCCACCAACGGUGUACCGGCAACGAAUGGAGGGGCUAACGGAGAAGGAGCAGCAGCUGAUGAGGAGCAGUGGACGUACAAGCUUCCUGCUCCACCCAAGUUUGCCGAUUCUUCGAUUAAAGCUAACGAUUACGAUGAACGGCAGCAGUUCUACCGUCCAGCGUCAACCUUCAUCGACAAUACGACGCUCCGGAGCGAUAUGCUGACCGUUGUUUCCGAUGAAACCGAACGCAUUGAACCGUUCAUUCAGGAACGCUUACAAUCGCUGGAGCUGAACCUACCGUCCGAGCCGCGACCGAGAGCUGAAAGCCCGACAACAAGCGUCUCAACCGAUUCCACUACGCACGUUUCGGAUAUCGGUGAAGGUCCUCCACUGAUAAACUCGGACGUGGAAGAUGGUUAUCGUGUGCGAGCGGAUGAUGAAGUGAAUCACAAGGCACCCAAGCAAACGAACGAGGAUGCGGCCGAUCUACAUGGCGCCGAAACCACCACGGUUAAUGUCACACAUGAGGCACGCGAGGUGUGGUUACAAACGCUCGAGAAACGCCGAGAGAAGAUCAUCGAAGGUGAGCUCGCUACUCUGAGUGAAUCGAUCGGUGGCAAACAGAUCAUGGUUACAACCCCUCCCGUGGGACCACCGGCGACAGAAACGGUAAACGAGCGGAAGAGUAGCGUAAUGAACGAGCUGAACCAGCUGUUGCGUGAUGGAGUCGAGUUGAACCACAAAGAGGACGCAGACAUUGUGGCCGCCAAUCGGAGCAGUUUGGCAAACUUUAAGAUAUCAACCUACAGCUCCGAGAACAAGGAGAACAUUAUCACCAGCACGACGAUAACAACCACGGCAACCACGACGAGCAAGGUUAUCGAAGGCCAGGACGAUGUUCUGCUGGCGAGACAGACUUCGACCGUCGUAGAGAAAGAGGUGGCCAGUGAGACGGUUUCAAAGCCUGUGGUGAAUGGUGGACGGGAAGAGGAGAACGACGAAAUCGUUGCCCGGCGUAAAACGUCCCUCGAUACCGUGGGCCGCAAGGCACAUUCGUUGACGCAGAGCAGCGAUGAAGAUGAUCCAGCGAUGAAUCGUCAAAGCAAUGGCUAUCAUGGUGCCGGCGCCAAGAAAGAGGUGGCACCGGUUAAGCGUCGCAGUCUUACCAUGCUCAACAAGAGCCCUCGCGUUAUCAAUCGUUCCGAUUCGUUCCAUUCCACGCGCUCGGAUUACAUUCAAGCGCUAAACUCUCCGGUUAACCAAACGGUCCCUACCUCGAAGCUACAGCUAACCCCACGGAGCACCUCGUACAUUUCGCUGAUCGGUGCUCAACGCUGGGAGAACCGUGCCGCGCUGGGAGUGUCCACCGGUGCGACAUCAUUCAACCGGCGUAAGUCGACCAGUGAGCUCAGCAUCUGUGACUCACCUUCCCUCCAGAGCCUGGAAGUGAUCAAAAACAUUCUAAACACGUCGCGCAAAAACAGCAUUAACAAUCUGCAUCACACAGCCAGCAGUGCCGUUGAGCAGCGCGCCACGCUGGAUGAGGAGAUUGCGCUGCCCUCGAUGGCUGCGAUCAAGCGUAAUAGCUUCACGGAUAUCUCGACGCUCGGGCAGCUUAAUGGAAAGCUGGUGCAGCUGAAUGGUGUUGGUGGUGCAGCUGGAUCGAUUCGCAAGGACAGUAUCGAGGAAGUGAAAGUGGAGCAAGAAGAGGAACACGAGAAACCCGAAGUGCCGAAGGAUGACGAGGGUCAAACUCAGAUUGAGCGAACUGUCGAAGUACGCAUCGAAAAGCUCGUUGUCGAGGAGCAACACAAAGAGGAGAAGCUGGAUAAAAGAAUCGAGGAACCGGAACCGCAGGAAUUGAAGAAGGACUUAUCGGAUAAGACUGUCGAUACGAAGCCGACGGUUCUGGUGGAAAAUCUGGCCAGCGAGUCAAAGAGCGAUGAUGAGAAGCUGCAGAACAAGCAGCACCAGCAACAGCAGCAACAGCAGCAGAGUGCCAAGGAACCGCAAACGAGUGUGGUGAGCAUCACUACAACCAGCACGGUCGUGAGUAGUACCAACACCGACGAUAGCAAGCCGUCGAAUGAUACGGAUACGAAGAAGUGGACGUAUCAGGGACCGCCGACAAUCAGCUUUGCGACAUGGAAUGAGCGUCCAAAGAUCGAUGUAUCGAUCAAAUCCGAUCGUGAUUAUCGUUUCGGUGGUAGCUCGACCCUUCCACGUGGCUUCCGGAACGUGAACAACGUAAGCAGCACAAAGAUCAGCAUCGGACCGGGUGGUAGCUCCACGACCCACACGACGACGACGAUGACAACGAUGAGUGCCUCGGAGACGGCCGUGCGCCGUACUAUUCACGAGGUGGAAUCAGCAGCGCAACCGGAGCGAUUCGUUGAACCAACAGCAAGUUCCACCAUUAAUGUGCCAUUGACGGUGUCUCAGGAACGCCCAGAACCCGUGUCCAGCGCGGUGGUCAACCCGAAGCCCUUCACCACACCAACGAAGCCCACUGUCGCCGGUAGCUCACUGACAACGAUCAACAGUACACCCUCCCCAUCACCACCACCCGGGGAACGGUUGCCCAUCGUCCGGGCGGUCGAGUACAAAAAGAACGUGGCCAAUCGUCAAUCGUCACAACCGGUACCACCACCGGUGGAACCAAAGCCGUCGUACUUUUACGAAACAUUUUCGCGAAACGAUAGCACCACUAGCUCGACGAGCAGCUCGAUCGGUACCGGGGGUAACGUGAGCAGUGUUAAUUUGAAUGGCGGUGGCACCACCACUACCAUCAGCCGAUUGAGCCUUGGUCCGAAACCGGCCACCUUACUGCAACCGACGGUUCGCGGGUUUAAAUCGCUCGAUGAAGCCACAAUCAGCUCCGUGGCAGCACCAGCCCGAUUGCGGCCAGUAUCGAUGAUCGACGCGAGUGCAGCAACGCUCCGUAAAACGAGUGUUCCGGUGACCAGCACCAUCAUCCAGCAGAAUGAUUCAUCAUCAUCAUCAUCGGCACCCAAUUCGUUGCCCUUCUCGCAGAACACGCUGCGUCGUACUGGGCUGAAAGAGAAGAUCCUUGCCAAGGAAGAGAUGAUCGCAUCCGAGCCGGUCUCGAAGAAUACGAAAGUCAAUGGCAGCAGUGCGGUAUCGCUUAGCGCAAAUACUGCUGCUGUUCCACCACCACCACCACCUGCUCUAAAGCGGCCAGUUUCCCUAGCCGGACCCAUUCCACCGCCACCGUCGGUCCCGUUUCCGCCGGUUGCCCUUAAACCCACACAACCCGUGGUGCGAGGCGCGAUCGUAAAGAAAUCGCCCACAAGUCCGGCCAUUGAUCCACGGACGGCGUUGCUCGAUGCUAUCCGCGGCUUUAACAAGGAUUCGCUUCGGAAGUAAUAGAAACCGUCUGAGUUGGUUGGAAUGGGUGGAUCUACUAGGAGUAGGCAAAUGGGACCAAAGGUGUUGUUGGAAGGAAAGCUCCGUACGGCAUGCUUAUUUCUCUUAUGUUUCGUUUCUUAAACCCUUCCUUAUCCUUAUGUAAUGCAUGUCACCAAAUCUGUGGCCUGUUAUUCUUAUUUUUCGUUUACCUCUUAUUUUAUUGCUUGUUAUAAUUUCUAAUCCCUACUGAUAUUCCACGCAAUCCAGCACAUUCCAGCAGACCGUCUUCUACAUUCCACAGUCACUAGGCACUAGGGUUGAACGAGGGAUUAGAAUAGCUGUGUUUGCUUUAAAAAAAGGUGUAAGCCGUUUUAAGCUCGUUUUGCGAUCUUCUUUUGUAUAAAAUUGAACAAAAAGCUAUCGUUUUACGUUCCCCAUUCCAUAAUCCCGCACACCUGGGAAGCUUUGUAAAGUACCAGCGAAGGUAGCAGAGUGUUUAGUUAGAGAAACAUUUGCAACACCAAUCCCCCUCACAGCAGGUAUUUAGAUAGGUUAGUUCAGUAGUCUAAGGGCCAAAUUUUGUAAAUCGAAUUUCCUUUUAAACCUUGGAUGCAGGGAAAAUGCAGGGAUCUAAUCUACUCUAAUCGCUGCUCUACCGACAGCACCCGCAGCAGUAUACACAGAGGUAUAACCGAAUAGCUGGUCUUUACUGAUUGCACAGCAAGAGAGAAAUCCGGUCUGUUAUGGCGCGAUUUGGAUCGUUCCGGUGAUCCACAUCUCGCGUGGGCCGUGUCUUUUUCUUCUGUUUCUUUUGUUUUUUUAAGGCAAGUGUCUAAUACCAUUACAUUAGCCACGUAGUUGUUAAAAUGAAAUAAAGAAAAUCAUGUGGAUAUUAAAGUUAACUCAAAUUGAAA
Molecule: messenger RNA, 7390 nt
Organism: Anopheles darlingi
Lineage: Eukaryota; Metazoa; Arthropoda; Insecta; Diptera; Culicidae
Exons: 7
Coding region: 1197-6494 (1765 amino acids)
Source: RefSeq, a predicted model, not a curated record